This is a messenger RNA of Labrus bergylta (ballan wrasse), 7170 nucleotides long. It is a transcript of the gene furina, whose product is annotated as furin (paired basic amino acid cleaving enzyme) a. Gene Ontology annotation, biological process: peptide hormone processing. The record is from RefSeq and is a predicted model, not a curated record. Gene Ontology annotation, cellular component: trans-Golgi network; Golgi membrane. Lineage: Eukaryota; Metazoa; Chordata; Actinopteri; Labriformes; Labridae. Gene Ontology annotation, molecular function: serine-type endopeptidase activity.
ACAGGAUAGGACGGCGUGCUGUCUUAUUUUGAGCCCGGUUGCUGUGAGUUUGUUUGUGUAACGUUUUGAAGGGGGAGCUCUCGUCUCUCACACACACACACACACACCGAUGUGACGUCGACUGCGCCGCGUCCGGUUCCUAUGGUUGUUCCUGGGAAAAUUAUGUAGUGAUUCGUGAUCCAAGCUGCUCAGUAGGAGUAAGUAGUAAAAAAAAAAAAAAAAAAAAUGUGUGCAAGUGGCGGUCGGAAAUGCUUGUCAGGGGUGGAUGAGAGGAAAGAAAAAAGGGGGAGGCACCUGUGAGACGAGGCAGGUCGGUCAGCCUACCACGGUAUCAAGUUUACGUUAAUCACGGCAAGGUACACUUUCAGACAUAUUCGUGAAGCGGAGGAGUUCUCAUCAGAUCAGAUCCAAAUAAUGACUACGUGUUGUUGUCAAGGUGAGCUGUGACUGCCCCCUUCCUUGUCUCUCCGUGCACCUGCAUGAACCGUGGGCAGCUCGACCUGUCGCAGAGACUGUGCUGCACUAGGAGAACCCAUGGCUUCUGGCCCUCAGUCUUCCUCUCUAGACCACAGGCUCAGGCUGCUUGAGUUGCUACUUGGGCCUCUGUUGGUCUUGUUGAUUUCUGGGCUGGUACCAGCACAAGGACAGAAAGUCUACACCAACGCAUGGGCUGUCCACAUACCUGGAGGUCAGGAGGAAGCUGAUCGUAUUGCCAGUAAACAUGGGUUCAUCAACUUUGGACAUGCUUUUGGUGAUUAUUAUCACUUUCGACAUCGUACAGUGUUUAAGAGAUCGCUGUCGGAACACAGGGGAACACAAGUCCGUCUGGAACAAGACCCCAAGGUAACUUGGGCGGAACAACAGGUGUCAAAGCGGAGGAAAAAGAGGGACGUCUAUGUGGAACCUUUGGAUCCUAAGUUCAGAGACCAGUGGUACCUGUAUAACAGCAACCACCGUGACCUGAAUGCCAAAUCUGCGUGGCAGUUGGGCUACACAGGUAAAGGGGUGGUGGUGUCCAUCCUGGAUGAUGGGAUAGAGAAGAACCACCCGGACCUGAGCCAGAACUAUGACGAGAAUGCCAGCUAUGAUGUGAACGAUGGCGACCCAGAUCCACAGCCUCGAUACACGCAGCUCAAUGACAACAGGCAUGGGACAAGAUGUGCAGGAGAAGUUGCUGCGGUGGCCAACAAUGGAUUCUGUGGAGUCGGCGUUGCCUACAAUGCCAAGAUUGGAGGUGUGCGCAUGCUGGAUGGUGAGGUGACUGACAUGGUGGAGGCCCAGUCUCUCAGUCUGAAUCCCCAGCACAUCGACGUCUACAGCGCCAGUUGGGGCCCGGAGGACGACGGCAAAACUGUGGAUGGACCUGCCAAACUUGCCAAAGAAGCCUUUCUGCAUGGAGUUACAGAGGGUCGUGGUGGUUUGGGCUCUAUCUUUGUGUGGGCCUCUGGUAACGGAGGGAGGGAGAAGGACAGCUGUAAUUGCGAUGGCUACACCAACAGUAUCUACACCCUGUCCAUCAGCAGCUCCACCCAGAAUGGGAAUGUCCCCUGGUACAGCGAGGCCUGCUCCUCCACCCUGGCCACCACCUACAGCUCGGGGAACCUCAACGAGAAGCAGAUAGUGACUACAGACCUCAAAUCAAAAUGCACAGACUCCCACACAGGCACCUCUGCCUCUGCCCCGCUGGCUGCUGGGAUCAUCGCUCUCGCCCUCGAGGCCAAUAAGAACCUCACCUGGAGGGACAUGCAGCAUCUGGUUGUGCGAACGUCUCACCCUGCCCACCUGCUCACCAACGACUGGAGGACCAAUGGGGUUGGCCGCAAAGUUAGUCACUCAUAUGGAUACGGUCUACUUGAUGCCAGUGCAAUUGUGUCUCUUGCAAGCACGUGGACCAGUGUGGGACUACAGCGGAAAUGUGUGAUCACCAUGGUCUGUGACCCAAGGAACAUCGGCAACCAUUUAUCCAUAAACAAGAGUGUGGAUGCCUGCUUUGGAACAGACAGUCAUGUGACCUCACUAGAGCACGUCCAAGCUCGCCUCACCCUUUCCUACAACCGCAGAGGAAACCUAGCGAUCCACCUCAUUAGUCCAGCAGGCACACGCUCCACGCUGCUCCACCCCAGACCUCAUGACUACUCCUCAGAGGGGUUUAAUGACUGGGCAUUCAUGACCACCCACUCCUGGGACGAGAACCCAACUGGGGUGUGGACACUGGAGAUCGAGAAUGUGGCCGGCGCCAGUGACUACGGCACUUUGACCCAGUUCAUCCUGGUGCUGUACGGCACCGGCUCAGCGUCCUCCAGCUCCUCUGAGAAGGCUCAGCCUGGUGACGGCAGCUGUAAGACCUUGGACCUGAGGCAGAUUUGUAUCGAGUGCAACACGGGCUACUACCUCUUUCAGCAGGGCUGUGUGAAAGAAUGUCCUGCAGGUUUCUCUGUGGGCUCGCACCCUCUCAACUACAUUGUGGGAAACUCCAUAGCACCGGCUUCCGUCCCCACUUGCCUGCCCUGCCUGUCGCCCUGCCUCACCUGCAGCAGCCUCAGCAGUCAGGCCUGCCUGUCCUGCCCCCCUCACAGCUCACUGAACCCCAUUUCUGGAACCUGCAUGCACCAAAACCAGUUCAUGCGUGAGUCCCCCGGUAGCUUCAUGGUCGGCCAGGGGGACCCCAAAUCGCAGCUCCAACUAAGCUCCCGGUUGCCCAUCACAAUCGCCGUGCUCAGCUGCAUGGCCAUCAUGGCCACCUUUGCUGGCAUCUUCCUGCUGCUGCAGCUGCGCUCCGGUGCGAUCAUCAAGCUGCCCUCCCUGGAGGCCGGUGGCGGCUUAGGGGGCAGCUUCAGCCUUGGGGGUAAUAGGGUGGUGUCGUACCGUGGAAUACCAACAGUGUGGGGGGAUGACGGGGUAAACACAGACUCCGAAAACGAAGAGUCUGAUGUCCACAACGAGAGGACUGCCUUUAUCAAAACACAAAGUGCUCUUUAAUGCCUCCCAACACAUCCCUCCCACAUCCCACUUUAAAACACCCCCCUUGGUGUCUUCAGUCACAGUCUUCUCUGGUUUUAUCUCUCUUUCUUUUUCACUUAUGUCUCUGUCUUACUGGAAUUUCUUUGAGUCCUAUUCAGGACCUCGUCAUCCACUCUGCGGUGAGAGACUGUGGCUUGAAGCAGCUGUCUCUCAGAGUUGGAGGGAUGGCCCCAGCUUUGCUCUGUUCACACUUGGGCGCACUUCUAUUAAACUGGCUCUCUCCCUCCUCUUGCCCUCAAUCACUAACAGUGUCCAUCUGUGCGGAGUCCAUUUUCCCCUCCAGCUCUGUCUCCUAUUUUGUUACUGUAAACAACUGAUUAUGGUUUGCUUUCUUUCUCUUGAUUCCUCUUUCCAUCAGUCUGUGCAGUAGCCAGAUGAGAUUGUUGAAUGAGUGCGUGUGUCUGAGCGAGCAUGACUGUGUAAAUCUGAUGCAGUGUAGUGCCCUUUUUAAAGAAGCUAAAGCCGGUCCUGUCACAUUUACUACCGAAGUGAUAACACAAACUUGUAAUAUGAGGCAGUAAAUCGGAUUAGGAGAGACUGAUUCUCUCAGAAGUGUUGUUUAAUGGCAUCAACGUCUAAAAUCUGUCCAGAAAAGCUCCACUGAGCUGAGCAAUUUAGAAAAAUUCACAAAUCAAAAGCAUUACAGUUGUCAGACUCUAAUGAUUUCUAAUAAUGUGUCACCAAAACAGUCUGAGAGCUUUCUGAAUAUCUGACCUCUUUCUUUUUUAAGAUGAGAUGUUUCAUAUUUACCUAAAAACUAAAAUCCAUCUCUCACUAAGUCUUUCACAGAUCCAUGUAGUUAUUCAUCUCGGUGUGAUUGGGGGCUUCAGUUCUCUGUUUGUUCACACUAUCUGCACAGAUCUCUUUGCUCUGGCCAAACAAAUGUUGGAGUCACACAUCCAGCAAAGCUUCCUUCUUCCUUUUGGGAUUCCAGAUGAUCUACUCUCAGAAAUGAUAAACUCUUCUGCACUCGUAACUUCCGAGCUGUCACAGGAGGGUAUCUAAAAAUCUGAUACAUUUUAAAAAAAAUAAAAUAAAGGCUACUCCAUCAACCCUGAGGCACAAUCCCUUCCAGGGAUAUUUAAGGAGAGAAAGUUGAGGAGCUGAUAGAACAAGUUGUGACUGAGGAGAACAAGACAUUCAACUUAAAGAAGCUGUGCAGACACUUUAACAACAAAUCGAGGCUUCCUUUUUUUUGUCAGACAAAUUAGCAUUACAGGAACUCAUUACACAAGCCUCAUAUUAUAUAACAAUUAAUGAAUGUGUGUGUGUGUGUGUGUGUGUGUGUGUGUGUGUGUGUGUGCAGGUUUGUUAGUGCAUAUGAAACCAGAAAUCCACAUCUGCCCUCUAAAGUGAAGGUUUCCUCUCCUCCUUCAUCUCUUUCACAAAUCUUAAAUACACUUAAAAAAUGCUGCAUUGAGACCCCACUCUCUUUAGUGUCUCUGUACUUACCCUCCAGUCUUCUUCUAAUCUGAAUUUCAGAUUAUGUUUUGAGCGUACUCUGCAAUUAAUUAUAUUCAGACCGAAAGUGCAGAAACUAUUUAUUCAGAGAGAUUUGAAUCAUACCUUCAGGGGAGAUUGUUUUAAAGUGAUUUUUCUCCUAAGCUGGUUAUUGUCUAAAAUAUGCAUCUCGUGAUUCAAUCCAGAGUAGAUAUUUUCAAUCCAUUGAGCUCACUUUUUUUUUUUUAUAUAACUUGCAUUGAUUUUUCAUUUUGAUUUUUCGUUUCGUUUCCAGUAGUAAAACAAUGGAGCUUGCUGAGAGAGGUUGUCAUGGUGAUGGCGUGCAUACAAAACUGCAGCUGCUCAUCCUUUUAUCUACCUCUCAUAUCAUUCAGCAAGGGUUAAUGUGCUGUAAUAGGAGCUGUUAUAUAAUUAUUGAGGGCAUAUUAUAUGUAGGUCGCUUAUGGAAUCAUGUUUCCUGAAUGAUUUAGGAGAAUCUACAUGUGAUUGAGUCAAACGUAUUUAGGAGCAUUUCUGAAACUGUAAUGCUGCUGUGUAAAUCCUCGUGUCCUGAAUCCCCAUCUCCCCUGGAAUUGAUUUUCUUUAGGAUCAGCAUCAAUGGGCUGUCACACCUGGGCUCUAAAAACCUGUUGUUGAAAAUAAGAUGGGUGAAAGGAUCUUUUAUAGCUCUUGUUGAGUGCUAAAUCAACUCAGUUCCUACCCAGAGUUCGCUCAUUGACUAAGAUCUUUUUGUUCUUAAGUUUGACAAUCAAAAGAUAACCUUACAUUGACGCUGAGAAAUGUUCAUCAGAACACAAAAAACUAUUUUACUACUUUUGGUAGAAAGCCUUCUCAGAAGGUGCUUUUAUCUGAAAUAUGCAGAACUGAAUGUGAUGCCAAUUGCUAAACAACGAAAGAGAAAGCUAGAGAAAAAAUGAAAAGAAAUAAAACAGAACAGAAAAAAUAGAGUUUCUAUCUUAGUCCUGCCAAUAUCCUCUUUAAAAUAAUGGAGAAGGUUUUCUAUGAAAUGCUCUCAAUCACAGCACUGAGACAGGAAGCUUGAUUCGUCUCAGACGGCCAGUACAGGUGAAGCAAAUUUGGCUCAUCACGGCAGUUUCAGCCAGGAAGAACUAAAGCGUUUUGAAAACCCAGCUGAAAACGAGGAUUUUAUAGAAAGUGCCCUCUGAAGAAGUGAAGCUAAUGUGGCUGCAGAAUAAUGAGUGUGUGCUGCACAACUCGGUGUGAUGUACAUUAGUGCCUACUGCCAUUUAGGCUCUUAUUAGCCCCAGUUUAAGGAGGAUGCUAAUCUAAAAAAUGUAAUAACUUGAGCCACAGACUCUGUAUCGACUUCCCAGCGUGUUGUGUAAACAAUGGAUUAUGGGCUAAUGUGGCACCAAAAUCGCUUCCAUUAACUUCAAUUCUGGAUGCUCAGUUAGCUUUUUUUAAUCAGAACUGUAAUGUGGGACUCUCUCUGAUGUAUUUAUGAGUAUAGUCAUGUCUGUAUUUUCAGUUGUCCAUUUUUACUUCCAGAAGAUUUGUACUGCUUCAUGAAAGACUAUAGCUGCCCCUAAAAUGAAACAUUUUGGGGUGUUUAUUCAACUCUCUUCUGCCCUCUAGGGCACACACAAAAUGAUUUAUUCAUUUUGUCUUCAUGUCUCAUCCACUACAGCCUGAAAACUCAAAAGUUUAACCUGAUUAACUCAGAGCUUUGUGCAUUCAAGUCUUUAACUUUUAAGAGAGGCGUGAAUGUGGAAAGCAUUAAGCAGCUGCUGAAAAACCAUUCGCAGCGAGCUCACUCUUUCACUGCAAAGAUGUGAUGGAAACCACACACUAAAAAAAGAGGUUCUCUAAUUAUGCCAGACAGCAGCACACUAUGAAAACUCUACCACUCAACUGGCACCAAAAUGUGAAGCCUCCUCAUGAAAGUAACAACAACGUUGCUAUAAAAUAAUCUGCAAAUCCAAAUUGUCUCCUCUCAUGGAUAAAGAUAAGAGUCGCUCAUGGGGAGGAUGAAGGUUUUUUUCUAUCCAGCUGAAAUAUUUAAAGCUCCAUUUUGCUUCAUUCCUGCCUUAGGAUGUAGUCAAAAGUGAUCAAUAUGAAGUCAGAUGGAGUAAAUAGGAGCAAUAUCUUUGGCAUAACCAAAGACAAUCAUUUGAAUGCUGUCUGUUUAGCGUCAUGACGUGUUGCGUUCAGGUUUUCACAGUCCAUCGAUCCCUUCACUUGUGUUCAAAGUGUUUUGUUGAUAUGAUUCUGUCAUCUCUGCCUUUUUUGGAAGACCUGCAGCGACAGCCUGUAUGUUCAGCAGCUGUGGAGGGGGGAGGUAGAAUGUAUCCCAUCCCCAUUAACUUAAGGGCUGAAUCAGAUGUGCGUGUGUGUACGUGCUUGUUUUAGUAGAAAUGAAACACUUUGUGAAGGUGUUUGGGGCGUGGUCGGUCAGAGUAUUGACCUCCUCCUGCCUCUUGUUGCAGUUUCUGGCUUGUGGCUGCACACAGUACCUUACAGAUUUGUGACCUAUGAAUAAUGUACAAGAAUGACUAUCUAACACGGGACAAAACUCUAAAAUAAGGCCUAUUUUUGUACUAUAUGACUGGUGCAGUGUAAUUUCUUGUAAUUUAAAGAUUUUUUUGCUCUUGGUUUUUUUUUCUCCUUUUUAUUUAAUUGAUGUCAAUUAUAGAUUCUACUAAAAAUAAAGAUCUAUGCAAAUUUAAA